UGGAGAAUCCAACAAAAGCAGAGAGAAAAGGGGGAAGAAAAGGAAAGGAAAAUGGCGGCAGCUUCUCCUGCCCACUCCCUCCUCUGUUCAGUCUCCCGCUCUUCCACUCCCAGACCCUCCGCCAGAUUCUUCCCCUCCUCCUCCUCCUCCAUCUCCAAAUCUUUCCCCUCCAGAACCUCCACCUCCGCCGCUGCCGCCUCCCCCGUCCUCUCCUUCCUCCACCAGGGCGGCAACAACUUCUCCCUCGCCCGGAACAACGCCGACGACGACGACCCCAGUUGGCUCCACAAGCUCUUGCUGACCACAUGCGCCUCCGUGGCCUUGUCGCUCUCCCUGUUCGUCGCCGAUGUCGACCAGGCCUCCGCCUUCGUGGUCACCACCCCGCGGAAGCUCCAGACCGAUGAGCUCGCCACGGUCCGGCUCUUCCAGGAGAACACGCCCUCCGUCGUCUACAUCACCAACCUCGCCGUCAAGCAGGAUGCCUUUACCUUGGAUGUUCUUGAAGUUCCGCAAGGUUCGGGAUCGGGUUUUGUGUGGGAUAAGGAGGGUCACGUUGUCACCAACUAUCAUGUGAUUCGCGGCGCUUCUGAUCUCAAAGUCACUCUUGCUGAUCAGUCAACUUAUGAUGCAAAAGUGGUCGGAUUUGACCAAGACAAGGAUGUUGCUGUGUUGCGCGUGGAUGCACCCAAAGAGAAGCUCAGACCGAUCCCCAUUGGUGUGUCUGCGGAUUUGCUUGUCGGCCAGAAAGUUUAUGCUAUUGGGAACCCAUUUGGACUUGACCACACUCUCACGACUGGCGUUAUUAGCGGUCUCCGCAGAGAGAUCAGUUCUGCCGCCACGGGCCGUCCUAUACAAGAUGUGAUUCAGACAGAUGCUGCAAUUAAUCCCGGCAACAGUGGAGGCCCACUUCUCGAUAGUUCCGGAAGCCUUAUCGGUAUAAACACCGCGAUAUAUUCUCCAUCUGGGGCAUCCUCAGGUGUUGGAUUCUCAAUUCCCGUUGACACGGUAGGUGGCAUAGUGGAUCAGCUGGUAAAGUACGGGAAGGUCACAAGACCAAUCUUGGGCAUCAAAUUUGCACCCGAUCAAUCUGUGGAGCAACUAGGGGUAAGUGGAGUUCUUGUGUUGGAUGCCCCAGCUAAUGGUCCUGCCGGUAAAGCGGGCUUACUACCAACGAAACGUGAUGCAUAUGGAAGGCUUAUUUUGGGAGACAUCAUAACAUCUGUAAAUGGGAAGAAGGUCACUAACGGGAGUGAUCUGUAUAGGAUUCUUGACCAAUGUGAAGUGGGUGACACGGUGACGGUGGAAGUUUUGCGGGGAGAUCACAAAGAGAAGAUACCUGUAACUCUUGAACCGAAGCCCGAUCAGUCAUGAUCUGCUUGGUUGUUCUGAAAUGUACAAUGAUCUAGUGAAAGCCUAUACAAGAAAGAGAUGCCAUCAAAUUUUCUCGCAUCGCCUUGCUUUUAUGUCAUAGGGCCUUGUCUUGUACGUAUAUGUGCUUCUGUACUGUACUAAACCAAAAACUUGGGAGCAUCAAUUGACCGGUGCAACUGUAUAAACCAUUUUCUCUGCUCUCAGGAAUUCUUGUUCUAAUGGAGCCUCUCUAACCCUUGAUGGUUUUAUAUGGGA
Messenger RNA from Punica granatum (pomegranate), 1626 nucleotides. Lineage: Eukaryota; Viridiplantae; Streptophyta; Magnoliopsida; Myrtales; Lythraceae. The record is from RefSeq and is a predicted model, not a curated record.